AUGAUUAUUAAGCUGGCAACCUCAUGGAUCGUUCUCCUAGCGCUUCUGCUGGUACCCACCUGGCUUGGUAGACUCGCCAAUGCCGAAGAAUCUCUUCAGUCGGGGAACGAGACCGUAAUCAGACGUGGUUUCUGCAUCAUUGGCGGCGGUGCAGCGGGGACCUAUGCUGCGAUUCGCCUCCGGGAGCUGGGUCAGGAUGUUGUGCUUGUGGAGAAGACAGGUCGCCUGGGUGGCCAGUCGCGAACGCACUUCGAUCCAGUCACACGCGCCUCGAUCGACUAUGGCGUGAGGGCGUUUGAAGAUUGUUCUGAAACCAGGAAGUUCUUCAAGCAUUUCAACAUCCCGCUGAGUCUUGACACCUCAAUGGCAGACGUUGAGGUCCUGAGAUUUGACUUCCGCACGGGGGUGUCAGUGCCGCCAUACCCAGGCAAUACGAAGGCGGCCAUCGAGCGCUAUACCAUGGAACUUCAGCGAUAUUCGUAUUUGGCUCAAGGAUGGAAUUUCUCGGAACAGGUGCCAGAGCCCCUUCUCGAGCCAUUCGGUGACUUUGUCAAAGAGCACGAUCUGGGGCCGGCAAUGGAGACAGUGACCAUCCUCGCCCAAGGCAUGCACUAUCUGCUUGACUAUGCGACUGCAUAUCCGUUGAAAGUCGUCUCGUUGGGUCGACUCACGGGUCUGGAGCACGGUUACCUGGUCCCCACGCGUCACAAUAUAACGGAGCUCUACAACGCGGCGCAGCGAGAGUUGGGAGAGGAUGUGUUGUUUGGUAGCACUGUUGUGCAUGCUCGGCGGUCGGACGACAAGCUUCACCGACUGACCGUCGAAUAUGAUAAUGGCGAGAGGGUCGUAAUUGAAGCAGAUGCGACUAUCAUGGCUAUGCCCCCUAAGAUUGACGAGAUGGAUGGGUUCGACCUUGACAGUCUCGAAUCUUUCUUCAUUCGCCAGUUCAAGUACGGGUAUGUCUACACGGGUCUGAUGAGGGACAGCGGGCUCCCGGAUGAUACCCGGAUUUUGAACCGCGGGCUCGACACGCCAUAUAGGAUUCCCAGAUACCCAUGCAUAUACUCCAUCCUGUCUUCAGAGGUUCCGGGCAUCCACCUAGUGACGUAUGGAAGUGCAGAGGAGAUGAGCGAACAAGAAGUUCGAGAUGCGAUAGCCGACGAUAUUGUUCGACUCCAGGAAGGGGGUCUCAAUACGACAGAGCCAACAUUCCUUGCUUUUGCCAUCCAUAGUCCAUACGACAUGUAUGUCAGCCGAGAGGCAAUGAAAGCGGGAUUCUACCAGGACGUGAAAGACUUGCAAGGGCAUCGCAACACGUAUUGGAUUGGAGCCGCCUGGGAGCAUCCGGACUCAUCGGCUAUCUGGAGGUCUGUUGAUCGCUUGCUCCCUGCGAUCAUUGGGGAUUAG
Messenger RNA from Aspergillus uvarum CBS 121591, 1407 nucleotides. Its product is annotated as amine oxidase. Gene Ontology annotation, molecular function: oxidoreductase activity. The coding region runs from base 1 to 1407 and encodes 468 amino acids. The record is from RefSeq and is a predicted model, not a curated record. Lineage: Eukaryota; Fungi; Ascomycota; Eurotiomycetes; Eurotiales; Aspergillaceae. The transcript has a single exon.